UUAAAGUCGACAACUUCAUCAAUGGUUUGUUCACUUUUGGACAAACUCUGUAAAUCUAAAGCAACUGGCCUAGAUAAAAUAUCUGCUAAGCUUCUUCGCUACUGUCCUGGACCUACUGUCGGAAUCCCUUACCGUAAUUUUCAACUGCUCUGGCUAUCACCGCAGGCAUAA
Molecule: messenger RNA, 171 nt
Organism: Paramuricea clavata
Lineage: Eukaryota; Metazoa; Cnidaria; Anthozoa; Malacalcyonacea; Plexauridae
Source: the annotation of a GenBank genome assembly